Messenger RNA from Aspergillus chevalieri, 1011 nucleotides. RefSeq lists its product as uncharacterized. Lineage: Eukaryota; Fungi; Ascomycota; Eurotiomycetes; Eurotiales; Aspergillaceae. The record is from RefSeq and is a predicted model, not a curated record. Bases 1 to 1011 code for a protein of 336 amino acids. The transcript has a single exon.
AUGGCCCACUGGCAACCCACUUUUCAAUGGACGCCCUCCUGGCCCACUUUCAAACCGCAUAACAAUACUGCUGCUCCAGCUAACAGACGGAGAGCUAUCACCACUGCCAUGUCUUCCUCUUCGAAUAUGUACCCUUCUACCGGUCCCAGUCCAAGUUAUGACCCCUCCUUCGAUCCAACAUUACUUCGAAGAGGCCGUCGCUCUCGUCCAAUGAGCUGGCAUCCCGCCGGCCAUACAACACCGAACUAUAUGCCACCUUCCACUACUGCUUCGAUAAACCUCUCCGCCAUGGCUCUCCCUCAACAAAUGAACGAUGACCCUCUCUUCUACACCGAUGAUAUGAUCCUCCCAUCAACAUCAUACUCGCUAUCUGGUCUUCCUCUCUCCGACGAGCCCCUUUCCAUGGCACCGUUCUUGCCCAUGGAUGAUGGUUCGCAGGUCGAGCCUUCAGCCUGGGAUGGUAGUAUGCCUGAUCUGUCGACGACUUCCCAUCUCUCCGAUGCUUGGUCGUUUGAUAUGAUGUCUAUGAACAACAACAUGCCUUCGCUGGACGCCACAUCCGGAUACGAAAGUGUCCCGUCUUCGGGCGAGGUGACCGGGCCUCCGACGCCGGAUUUGCUUCCUAUGCAACCACUUGAGUCUGAGGCGCAAGACGAUAAGGAUGAGCUGGUUGGAAUGGGUCUCUACAACCAACCGGAAAGUUUCAACGGUGGCGUUUUGGGCAAGGGACUGAAAUUGGAGGAAACCUUUACGCCUUUGUCUCCUAACACCACCAAGGAUGGUGAAGAUGAUGACGAAGAGGCAAACAACGACCAGUCCGUCCAAAGGACACCGGAACAGUCGCAGUACUACGAGCCUCUUAAGAACCCGGUAAAACCGGACAUGAACCUGCUGUCUCAGUCAUUUCUUUUCGAUGAUGAGGCCUCUUUUGACCAACAUGUCAUCACGGACACGCAGCCGUUCUUGCCUCUUGAGCAAUCAUGCAUGAAUUACGGAUACGGAUGGAUUUAA